Messenger RNA from Amoebophrya sp. A120, 1938 nucleotides. Lineage: Eukaryota; Dinophyceae; Syndiniales; Amoebophryaceae. The record is from the annotation of a GenBank genome assembly.
AUGCGCGGCACAGGGGACCCGAUCACCGUCACCCGCGUGCUAUUUACGGCGGGCACCGCUGCUGCCUUGGACAGCUGCAGCGCCGCGGGCGGAUCGCGAGGGAAGAGAGCUGCAGCUGGCUCGUCUAGUGGAAAUAAGAAGAACAACAGUUUGUGUUCUGGCUCGUCAGGUAGUUGUAACAGUAUUGCAGCCGGCACAACAGAAGGCACUCCUGGUCGUGGUACUACUAGUGGGAACGCGAACAGCAAAGCAGGCACAGUCAACGGAACAAACACAAAUUCAACGAAAGGGUCUUCAACCUCGAGUACUAGCAGCAAUAGUACGAACAACAAGCACCCCGCCUCUACUGCUAAAAAUCCCCUGCCGAUCGAGAAUACGAAGACCGUGCAGCAGCAGAUCCGCGAGGCCAUCAGCAGUAAGCAAAACAGCCGUAAGAGCAAAGCGGCCAAGAAAGCUGCGACGGAGCGGAAGAACAAUAAAGAGAGCAAUCUCCGAAACAAGAGUACUAAGGGGAAGAACGGUGGAGGUGGCACAGCAACUACUUCAACAUUAUCUAGCGGAAACAAGAGCAAAAGCCGCGGAGGAAAACAAGGCACCCAUAACCGAUCUGCUUCAGUUUCCACCUCCAGCUCUUCAGAAGAGAGAACGACCGACAGCUCGGACGUAUCCACGAGAAAGCACCCAUCCCCAUCCAAUGAUUUGUCAUGCAAAACAUGCAAAAAAUACUGUGUUUGUCAUGCAGAAAUUCAAUGAGGAUGCGAUGGGUGUUUAUUUUUCCUGUAUAGGACGAGGAUCAUUCGUACUCGGAUGGUUCGGAGGAGGCAUUAUGCAAUACAAAUUUCCCGUACAUGUACAAGGUGCAUCACAAAUUUCCCCAAUUUCAAGUGUGAAACUUGUCAUGCUAAACUAGGAUCGAAGCCAAGUUUUGCCAUGCAGAGACCGCAUUUGUACGUGUGCGGGAAGUUCACUGUGGAUAGGCAUGGCUGUACGAGCAUGACGAGAUGUUUUUUCAGGACUAUCAAAAGCAAAUAUGUCUGGGUCUGGAAAGUUGGAAUCUGUCAUGCUAGCUCCACAUUCGUGGGAGAUCUGUAUUGCAUAACCGACAAAAGUGGCAGCCAUUUUUGUGAUGCAAAAACGCAGUUUCUCAUGCGGACUACCUAUGAGAAAGCGUUCUGGAAAGUUGUCAUGCUAGGCUGCUUGUGCUAGCUUUCCAAAAUGUUUCCAUCAUCCACAUUUUAGCAUCACAAGUUUCCAGACGCAGACCCAGACACAUUUGCAAUGCAUAAGGACACUUGCGCCACGAUCCGCGCCCGCAUGCGGCAAGUGUAUGCCCCCUCGAGCCCCGAGUCGCAGAACUUCCUCGAGACCAUUGUGUCCGGCGAGGGUGAGGGCGAUCUGCAGGUGCUCUGGUCCACCUCGACGCGGCCCGGCGAAGAGAAGGUGGUAGAGCGCAAGCGACCGCCCUUCGGCAGCGGGCGGAGCCCCCGGCAGAAGCAGAAGGACCGAGAGCGGACGAAACUGGAGCUGGAACAAAUCAGUUGCAGAUCAUCGAGUGGUCCUUCUGCAAUCGACGUUCUCAGAGCGGAGGACAAGAGCGACGCAAAUUCAACAACAUCCUGCAGUAGGAACGAAGAUUUUCCGUUGCUGGCCGUUCUGAAUCGAAGAGACGAAUGCGACAAGACGUCGAAAAACGCCGUUGCUAGUAGCGAAUCUUGUUCGAAGACUUCAUCACACGACUUCAUCGCCAGCACGCUACGCCGGCACGCCGAGGAGGCGCAGGACUCAGAAAUGCUGCGGAAAAAACUUUUCGGAGGGACGAGUGAAGCAGAGCAGCAGAUUGUCGCGCAAGAAGGGGUCGUGUCGAGUACAACAUUUGGAACGACGAGCGGCACUGCUGCAGACAGCAAGAAACCAGGCACGAGUACUACCUCCUGUGCU